Messenger RNA from Coregonus sp. 'balchen', 11820 nucleotides. NCBI's taxonomy places the organism in Eukaryota, Metazoa, Chordata, Actinopteri, Salmoniformes, Salmonidae. The record is from the annotation of a GenBank genome assembly.
ACGAAUUUACGCUUUUACACGUUGGCAUGGAUUUAGGAUAAGAAACAACGCUUUUGAAGAGUAUUUUGAAACGCUUUUAAACGUUAGCUACUUCAAAUUAGCAGAGUGUUUUGUUUAUUUGUUUAGCUAAUGCAUCAACAAGAUUUAAAACAAUUUAGAUUACGAAAACGUGCAAUCGGGGAUAUUUGUUCUGCUCUGAAGUUUCUGGUGCUAGCUUAGCACAACUGGCUGGCCUUUGUUUUUCAUGUGUGUUUUUCAGCCAGUACUGUUGACCAGCUAACUAAUCAUUUCGCCUGUCAACAUCCCUGGAUGUUCUAAAGAUGAAGAGAAAAGUGGCUAGAUUACGGUUAAGUCCAAAUGAAGAAGCUCAACUCAUUCGAGAGGAACACAAAAGGAGAAGGAAGCUGCGAAUACAACAGGUAACGUAUACAGUAGCUAACGGCUAACUAGCUAGCUAGCAAACACUCGCUGUCAGUGACAGUCCCUACAUCCUGCCAAUGCAUAAACUGCCAAGUGAGGAUCAUUAACUAACACACUCUCACAGGUGCGGGAACAGGAGCGGUAUAUCGCCCUGCAAAUCCGCACGGAGGUGCAGCACCGACGGGAGCGCGAGCUGCAGAACCUGGCGGAGGAGAGGAAGGAGGAGUGGGAGCGACAGCAGAGGAAGAAACUGGAGACCCUGCAAAAGUUAUACCAGGACAAUCUCCGAGUUUUGGGAGAGGGACAUAGAAGUGCCAAAGAAAAUGUAAACACUCAACUCUCAACCCAUGUCUUAGCAAUGUGUGAUACAUUGCAGACUGCCAGUGUAACGUUACUGGGUUUUGUUAGAAUAUUUAAGCAACUUGGGUCAUGCCCCAGAUCACGUUACUUCACUAUACAACUGGUUGAUUAAGGAACACUAAAUGUUUCCCCAGGAGCUUGACUGGGAGGCAAUUGCACAGAAAAAUUAGGAGAAUGACGUUCGGGCAGAUGAGCGCUAUCGAGACGCCCUCAAAGAGCUCAAAUCACAGAGACAGAAAGCGCAGGAGGAACAAAAUCGGUGAGCCUAUCAACUGGAUUUUAUUUGGUCAAACAAACAUGGAUUAUUACUUUGUUUGAUAUUAAAUCUGGAUGUUUUUCUUCUCCCCACAAUUUUAUUGAGGCUAGGAAGAAGGCCAUACAGGUGGAGAAGGAGAGGGCAGCAAAAGUGGCCAACCUCCCAUCCCUUCCACCCAACCCAAUUGAGGUACAAUUCAUGUUUAGGAAUCGGCACAUUGUGAUCUAUGGUCCUACCAGUAACGAGUUGUAUUAUGAGCCUGUAGGUUUAGGAUGGAAAGUACAUAAUCUGCAGUGUGAAACAAUGGAAUAUAGAACUCUCCUUCCAAAACGACAUAACAUUCUAAAAGCACACAUUUAACAGUAUUCUAUUAUAGUAUGAGCAAACAGCAGUCUGACUAGGGCUUAUCAAAACAAUACCAGAAAAUAUAUUCUCAAAUGUUUGUGCAUUUUAUUUUAUUAUUAACAGAAUGUUGAGUCAAGGAAGCUGCCAGCAGUGAAGAAAUCAGACGUGGAUGCCUUCUCUGUGACCCACUAUCACAUGCCAGAGACUGCAGUGGACAGGGAAGUCGAAACAGCACAGGUAAUCUACUCUUUCAAAGCUAAAAUAAUAAUAAUAAUAUAAUAAUAUGCCAUUUAGCAGACGCUUUUAUCCAAAGCGACUUACAGUCGUGCGUGCAUACAUUUUUGUGUAUGGGUGGUCCCGGGGAUCGAACCCACUACCUUGGCGUUACAAGCGCCGUGCUCUACCAGCUGAGCUACAGAGGACCACCUAAAAAAUAUGCAAUGGCCCAGUGUGAUAUUGUCCUCUUUCUAAUGUAACCGGUGUGUUUUGUUCCCUCAGCCAAAGGCAUGGGAGGUGGCAGAGGAGGAGGCGCGGCACCUGCAGGAGCUAGGGCAGGAGGAGCAGAGGGAGAGACAGGAGCAGCUGGAGAAGGCUCAUCUUAGGGGCAAUAACGCGCUGAGGAGGGAACAGCUCACACAGGUACAUACUGCUACACAGCCACACUCACCUUGUUGAAGACUAUUCAAGUGAUAACAUGUACAAGGUUAAUGUACAACUUUCUGCAUAGCGAGGCUAAAUCUGUCCUGAGCUGUUAAAUGAAUGCCUGAAAUCCUUUGAAUACAUAUUGUAUGCGUCAAGGCCAAGACAAUAGCAAUACGUAUGUUUGUUUCUGCUGUGUCAGGACCGAGAGCACCUCCUGGUAGAGCUGGAACACAUGCAUCAGACAGACCUGUUGAGACACAGGCAGGUGAUGGCUCAGAUGCCUGCCCAGAUCUUCCAGCUGCUCUACAAGAGACAGGAGAUGAGGGAGGACUGGCAGAGGGACAUGGAGUUCGCCUUUGAGGACAUGUACACUGGGGAGAGGAGUAAGUAGGGGGGGGGGGGGGGGGGGUCCAAAUCAGGAUUCAUUUUUCAGUCCUCUACUCUGGCCCUGACUACACAAUUUGUUGGUAUUGCCCUGGUGCGUAGAUAAGUUGUUUUACUUGAUUGAUAGACAUUGACCCUAUCCCAGACAGAGUAGUGUGGACACACAUAUCAUUAUGGCACCUAAUUAUCAUAUCAUUAUGGCACCUAAUUACCAUUAGUACGUUGGAGUGGAGUUUCUCUAUUCGUCUAAUUAAACCUCUACCGAUCUCUUGCCUGCAGGAGUGAAAGGUGACCUGGUGCUGCAGCUGGUUCCAGAGCCUCUCCCAGCCCUGUCCACUGGCAGCCAGGAUGAAGACCUGACCCUGGAGGAGGCCACUCCUGACCUUACUCCCUCGGCUGGGGCAGUGGAACAACAGGAGGAAGGUGAAGAGAUGGAUGACUUUCUGAUGUUGGCCUCAGUCAGUAAUUCAAACAUUAAUCAAAGAUAAUCAGAGUAUGACCAUAGUGUUGUCAAAAAGGUUAUGUGUAAACUGUAAUAAAUGGAGUGCACAAAAUAAACAAUUGUUUUGUCUUUCAUGGUAGAACCAUCCAGGCCUCUAGGUGGCGCUCCCAGACAGGCCUUGAAGAAACUACUGACUCGCAUCAGGUCACAGAGAGACCAGUGGAGCUACCGGAGGCUGGUUGACACCCCGUCUGACCGACAAACUAUUCAUACAGCAGAGCGUGACACGACCGCAGACGGUACGACCAUUGAGACAGGCUCUCUGGCCAGCGAGGAGCGGGGCCGACCGUUGACCACUAGUCCCAGACUCCCUGACCCCUCUCAGCCAGCCCAAGGUUAGUGAGUCCUUAGUAGACCGUAUUGAUUUGCUGCCACACGUUGAAGAGUCAAGGGAAGCAUUGAUUGAGAAAAUAAAGUCCCAGUGUUUGUUUGAUUAUCCAUUUAGUGUAUUUUAUCUGAUCAGCUAUAGAGACAACAGAGGAGUCCAUAGUGGCUGGUACCCUGCUCCAUCCUGAUAAACAAGCCAUCAAGAUCCACACAUUCAAAACUGAGAGGAAGAGAAGGGUGUGUGUCUUUCUAUCUGUGUAUUCAUGCAUGUCUAUAACAUAUCUGUGUAAUAUUUCUGUCUUGAGUGGGGAUGUGUAAAAAAAGUGAAUGUAUUUACCUUUCUGAGAAAGUGUCUCUAAAGCUGAAAGCUCAUAGUUUGCCCUGUGGUUGCCUCUGUUUUCCAGGAGGAUGAGCUGGAGAAGCAGAAGCAGGAGCAGAUAGCCCUGCUACAGGACUUGGAGGAGAAGAAGAGCAGGUUGGAGCUGCUGCUGCUGCAGGAGGCCCAGGGAGAGCGAGAGCAGCUGCAGACGGCCGUGACUCAGGACACUGCUGCUGCAUCUGGAACACAGAAAACACCAGCCAAGGACGUCAGCCCUGCUGCUCCAACUCCCGAGGUAGGUGGAUGUGGGUGGGAUUGUGUGUGUAUACAUGUACUUGUGGUGGGAUUGUGUGUGUAUACAUGUACUUGUGGCGGGAUUGUGUGUGUAUACAGUGAGGGGGAAAAAGUAUUUGAUCCCCUGCAGAUUUUGUACGUUUGCCCACUGACAAAGACAUGAUCAGUCUAUAAUUUUAAUGGUAGGUUUAUUUGAACAGUGAGAGACAGAAUAACAACAAAAAAAUCCAGAAAAACGCAUGUCAAAAAUGUUAUAAAUUGAUUUGCAUUUUAAUGAGGGAAGUAAGUAUUUGACCCCCUCUCAAUCAGAAAGAUUUCUGGCUCCCAGGUGUCUUUUAUACAGGUAACGAGCUGAGAUUAGGAGCACACUUUUAAAGGGAGUGCUGCUAAUCUCAGCUUGUUACCUGUAUAAAAGACACCUGUCCACAAAAGCAAUCAAUCAAUCAGAUUCCAAACUCUCCACCAUGGCCAAGACCAAAGAGCUCUCUAAGGAUGUCAGGGACAAGAUUAUAGACCUACACAAGGCUGGAAUGGGCUACAAGACCAUCGCCAAGCAGCUUGGUGAGAAGGUGACAACAGUUGAUGUGAUUAUUCGCAAAUGGAAGAAACACAAAAUAACUGUCAAUCUCCCUCGGCCUGGGAAACAUGCAAGAUCUCACCUUGUGGAGUUGCAAUGAUCAUGAGAACGGUGAGGAAUCAGCCCAGAACUACACGGGAGGAUCUUGUCAAUGAUCUCAAGGCAAAGGGGUCAAUUUAUAACAUUUUUGACAUGGGUUUUUCUGGAUUUUGUUGUUGUUAUUCUGUCUCUCACUGUUCAAAUAAACCUACCAUUAAAAUCAUAGACUGAUCAUGUCUUUGUCAGUGGGCAAACGUACAAAAUCAGCGGGGGAUCAAAUACUUUUUUCCCUCACUGUACAUGUACUUGUGGUGGGAUUGUGUGUGUAUACAUGUACUUGUGGGGGGGAUUGAGUGUGUGUGUAUACAUGUGGUUGUGGGGGGAUUGAUUGUGUGUGUAUACAUGUGCUUGUGGGGGGAUUGAUUGUGUGUGUAUACAUGUGCUUGUGGGGGGAUUGUGUGUGUAUACAUGUGGUUGUGGGGGGGAUUGUGUGAAUAUUUUUCUGAGCCAUGAUUUAAAUCAAUAAUACCCUGAAUUAUAUUUUAAAAUAUAUUUCAUGAUGGUUUCUACACUUGAACUGAGCUCUGUGUGUGUGUGUGUGUGUGUGAGAGAGCCAUGAUGUAAAUCAACAUUACCCUGAACUGAAGUAUAUUUUCAAUAUAUUUCAUGAUGGUUUCUACACUUGAACUGAGCUCAAUGUGUGUGACUGUGUGUGUUUCCACAUAUGCAAUAGCGACAUUGACUUGUUCUGUGUUUGUCCCUGUGCAGUCUACAAUACCCUCAGCUGCUGAGGAUGACCACUCCAGGAGAAUCAAAGAGUAUCAGCAGCGUCUUUUAGACCAGAAUAGGUGUGUUUCUCGCAAUGGCUGAUUCAUAUGAUGAAAUUCAAACAUUUAAAAGAGCUGCCAAUUGCUGAUUUCAUGUGCACAGCAGAUAUCUUAGGGUGGCAGGUAGCCUAGCGGUUAGCGCGUUGGGCCAGUAACCGAAAGGUCACUGGUUCGAAUACCCGAGCCGACAAGGUGAAAAAUCUGGCUGUGCCCUUGAGCAAGGCACUUAACACUAAUUUGCUAUGGCUCACCCUGUAAAACAACACAUCUCACUGCACCUAUCUGUCAUAUGUAACAAAAUCGUAUCUUCUGUUAUGGUUGUUUUUGGUAAUAUAAAAAAAAAUAUGUUUCCGUCUCUCAGGCUUCAUAAGCAGUCAGUCGAGGAGGCUCGCCGGCGUCUGGAAGAGUACCAACACACGCUAAGAAACUGCUAUUCUGGUGUAACUACGGCAACACAUCUCCCUCCUGGUACCACAGCCUCUACCACACUUUAAAGGAGGAAUCAUUCCCCCGGUAGUGCCCCUAGAACUCCCCUCUGGCUCUGCCCUGCUCCCCUGUCUCCCUGAAGCACUUAGUACCCACUCUAGAGCUCACACCCCUCUGGACAUCCCCACACGGGAGCCCUCCAUCUUGGCUCUCUUCCUUCCUGGCGCAGCAGUCUGCUCGCAUAUCAGCUCCAGGACCUCACCAGUGCAACUAGAACCCACCGCUGAAAGCCUAAGGGACCAAAGAGCAGGCGUUUCUGCUUGGCUGGCGGACAAUGUGUUUAGUAGGGUCACAGAGGACCUCCCUGAGAGGCUACCUCCCCCCUCUACCUCGUUGGAUCCCCAGUCCUACAGACCACAUCCUGUUUCCCUUCACCCUACUCCACACAUCCCACUCAUAACAAAAACUGACACCAUCCCAGCCAUCAGCCCAACCCUUUCAGAAGAGUCAGCUACUCUCCCUGGGGAGGCCCCAGUGAAGCCUGGGCCUGUCCUGCGGGCCUCUGCCAGGUUUGGGGAAGAGGUGGAGAGGCAGGAGUUACGUGAGGCCCAGCGUCAGGUGGAGGCCCAGAGGGAGGUGCUCUUCGUGCAGCAAAGGGAGCUGGAGGAGGAACCGGGGGAGCUGGAGGAGGAACCGGGGGAGCUGGAGGAGGAACCGGGGGAGCUGGAGGAGGAACCGAGGGAGCUGGAGGAGGAACCGAGGGAGCUGGAGGAGGAACCGAGGGAGGCGUUACAGGCACUGCUCACUGCUGACGACACACAGGUGAGGUAACAAACGAAACCUCAAGGGUUUUACCUGCUGUUACUAAGGCAGGGCCACUUGGUUUAAAGCCAUUUAAAAAGUAAGAGUAACACUAACAUUUAGAACAAGUAGGUAGCCCAAACAUGUAAAUUGUGUCAAUGAAAUUGCAUGGAUAUACUCUGUCUACUGACUAUAGUAGCUGACCAGCCUUUUCUGUCGGUCUGUCUCUGUAUCUGUGUGUGUGGCUCCCCCAGCCUGGUUCAGAGAUCGCUGAUGGUUUGGGGUCAGAGGUCCUGGGGUCAGAGCAUCUCCGUCUGAUGGCAGCUCUGCUCAGGGCCAUCAAGGAGUCCAAUGGGCAAGCCUCACCAUCUGUAGAAGCCAAUCAGAGCCAAGACGACACACUCGACAUCCAGAGUUCACACCCAGACAGACCCGCCCCUCACCCACUUCCCCACCACCACACCCGGGCAGCCAAACCCCCGGUGGCCCGCGCCAGGCUGGUCAUCAUGGCGAUGAUGACAGAGCAGCACGAGCUCAGUGCCAUCCAGGAGGUGGAGACUCCAGCCAACGCCAGCCUGAUCACAGGUCUGUCAGUUAGCCAGCCAGCCACACCCACAGGGGGCACCAUACACCACACAACACUACACCAAACGUGGCAGUGGUCAGCUCUGGUAACCACUUUUAUACAGCCUUCAUAAACAAGCGUGUAUCUCUAACCAGCUACUGUGUCCACAGGUCCAGAAGGGAGUGUGAGGCUGUCGCGUAUUGAAAGGGCCUUCCCAGAAGAACAGGACCACUCGGCCCACUCUGAGAGAGGUCACUCCAGCACCUAUGUGUCCAGUGCAGGGGAACACACAGCUGGGACUGGGAGUGAGACAGUAACUGGGUCUGGUAGAUCCAGCAAGCUGUCCUGGAGAGAGAGACUACGGCUGGAGGCUGAUGCCUCUCCUGAACCUGGUAAGGAACGGAGGAAUGGAUGAAGGGGAAUAUGGAGAUAUCUUAUGCCAGGGUGGUUACCACAGGAGUAUAGGAGAGGGAUCCAUUCACUUAGAUUUAGACUGAUGGUCAUGCAGUCCUCUCAGACAUUUUCAGUCACUCUAAUCCAACUAUAAUUUUUCCUAGAUCCCACCCCAGCGCGCCCAGAACAGUCUUAUCACUCCUGUGAGUUUGGGAGAGGUGUCCCUGGCGAAUCUCCUACAGAGGUACGUUUAACCCAUGAUUUAUGUCUGAGGCUUUUUACUGGUUUUAUUUGACUCCCUGUGAGGUCCACCGUAUUGUGAAUAAAUUAUGAGAAGUUGCCAAAUCUGAGGGUUUGUGGUCUGUCCUACAAAACCCAUGAUAUUGCUUGAGAAUCCGUUUUUUGUAUUUGUGUGUGUCUUGUGUUCGUGACUGUUCGUGUCUGGAUUUCUGUUUUCUUUCUGAGCAAUGAUGUAAAUCAAUAUUGUCCUGAACUGAAGUAUAUUUGAAAUAUAUUUCAUGAUGGUUUCUACACUUGAACUGAGCUCAAUGUGUUUGUCCGUGUGUUUCUCUGUGUCCGUGUGUGUCUCUGUGUCUGUGUGUGUCUGUGUGUGUGUCUUUGUGUCCGUGUGUGUGUGUGUCUUUGUGUCCGUGUGUGUGUCUUUGUGUCCGUGUGUGUCUUUGUGUCCGUGUGUGUCUCUGUGUGUCUUUGUGUCCGUGUGUGUCUCUGUGUGUGUGUAUUUUCUUUCUGAGCCGUGAUGUAAAUCAAUUAUCCCUGAAGUAUAUGUGAAAACAUAUAUCAUGAGGAUUUCUACACUUGAACUGAGCUCUUUCCACAGUAUUAUUUAGAGUGCAUUUGAAAAGUAUUCAGACCCCUUAACUGUUUUUGUUACGUUACAGCCUUAUUCUAAAAUUGAUUAGUCAUUUUUUCCCCCUCAAUCUACACACAGUACCCCAUAAUGAGAAAGCAAAAACAGGUUUUUAGAAAUGUUUGCAAAUGUAUUACAAAAUAAAAACUGAAAUCACGUUUAGAUAAGUAUUCAGACCCUUUACUCAGUACUUUGUUGAAGCACCUUUGGCAGCGAUUACAGCCUUGAGUCUUCUUGGGUAUGACUCUACAAGUUUGGCACACCUGUAUUUGAAGAGUUUCUCCCAUUCUUCUCUGCAGAUCCUCUCAAGCGCUGUCAGGUUGGAUGGGGAGCGUCGCUGCACAGCUAUUUUCAGGUCUCCAGAGAUGUUCGAUCGGGUUCAAGUACGGGCCACUCAAGGACAUUCAGAGACUUGUCCCGAAGCCACUCCUGCGUUGUCUUGGCUGUGUGCUUAGGUUCGUUGUCCUGUCUGAGGUCCUGAGGGCUCUGGAGCAGGUUUUCAUCAAGGAUCUCUCUGUACUUUGCUCCGUUCAUCUUUCCGUCGAUCCUGACUAGUCUCCCAGUCCCUGCCGCUGAAAAACAUCCCCACAGCAUGAUGCUGCCACCACCAUGUUUCACCGUAGGGAUGGUGCCAGGUUUCCUCCAGAUGUGACGCUUGGCAUUCAGGCCAAAGAGUUCAAUCUUGGUUUCAUCAGACCAGAGCAUCUUGUAAAAAAAUGUUUUAAAAAAUGGUCAGAGUCUUUAGGUGUCUUUUGGCAAACUCCAAGCGGGCUGUCAUGUGCCUUUUACUGAUUGGUGGAGUGCUCCAGAGAUGGUUGUCCUUCUGCAAGGUUCUCCAAUGUCCACAAAGGAGCUCUGUCAGUGACCAUCGGGUUCUUGGUCACCUCCCUGACCAAGGCCCUUCUCCCCCGAUUGCUCAGUUUGGCCGGGCGGCCAGCUCUAGGAAGAGUCUUGGUGGUUCCAAACUUCGUCCAUUUAAGAAUGGAAUCAUUUUCUGGUACCCUUCCCCAGAUCUGUGCCUCGACACAAUCCUGUCUCGGAGCUCAUGGCUUGGUUUUUGCUCUGACAUGCACUGUCAGCUGUGGGACCUUAUAUAGAAAGGUGUGUGCCUUUCCAAAUCAUGUCCAAUCAAUUGAAUUUACCACAGGUGGACUCCAAUCAAGUUGUAGAAACAUCUCAAGUAUGAUCAAUGGGAACAGGAUGCACCUGAGCUCAAUUUCUAGUCUCAUAGCAAAGGUUAUGAAUACUCAAGUAAAUAAGAUAUUUAUAUUAUUUAUUUUAUAUAAAUUUGCAAACAUUUAUAAAAACCUGUUUUCGCUUUGUCAUUAUGGAGUAUUGUGUGUAGAUUGAUGAGGGAAAACAUUUUAUUUAAUCCAUUUUAGAAAUAGGCUGUAACAAAAUGUGGAAAAAGUCAAGGGGUCUGAAUACUUUCCGAAUGCACUGUAUAUACAGUCGCUACGCUAUCAAACCCUUCCUGUCUAACCCAGGUGUCUUCCCCUGUGUUGUGUCCCUGUCAUCUGUUUUGUCCAGUUGGAGAGCCUGUCCUUCCAGUCAAUCUAUAGACCCUCAGAACCUGACUACCUGUCCUCCACCACCAUCUCCUCUGGCAGCUACGCCACCACUGACCCUGAACACAACUCCACAAUUGACUAUCUUUCCAGUUCAGUCAUGUCAGAAAUUAUACUUGAUAAAUGGUAGUUACAUUUAAAAUGAUGGAGAUAUCUAAUCCUCUUUACUAUUUUUUUCCCCCCUAUAAGACUCAUCCCUGCUCCUGGCUGGGUUUGGAAUAGGAGGAGGCGGAGGAAGAGGGAAAUAAUCUUCGAUCAAUGGCUCCUUUUCGUCCAGACACAGUUCCUGUAGGGACGUAUCUGGUCCACGGUCUCCCAUCUCAGAAUCACUCCUACACAGCAGCAGUAUCCAGCGCAUCAUAGACAAAUACACCAGGGAGCUCAACCUCUCUCUCAGUACUGCUGGGAACCAGACGGGUACACACACACACAAUUUGAAUCUUUCUUUUUGAUUACAGUAUCCUACAGUAGUGACUUUCCAAACAGCAGCCUCUUACAAUUCCCCUUCUUCCUCCUCCCAUCCAGGUCCCUCUGCAGUGAUCUAGGGGUCAGUGUGUGAGGAGCCCAGCUCCUCUGUGUCCCAGCAGAAGCAGCAGCAGAAGCCCUGGUCUAAGCUACUGCAGGAGAAUGAGGGACCGGACAGGUCACCUGUUUGGGGGGCCGACCCCCACACACUCCCCUUGGACACAGAGUCCGGAGCUCAGAGGCACAACCAGGUGGGUUCAUCCACACCCUCACACUCCAUUCAAUGGCAUUAUGGGUUCAGAGUAAAUACUCUGAUUUUAUUUUUAGUAUCAACAUUGACUAAUACAAGGUAUCAAAAAAAAAAAAAGUAUUGUUCAGGAAUGGGACAACGCUGUCAAUCGGAUCAUGGAUCGCCUCAUUGGCUCUGGACCAGGGGCAGGACUCCACUAUCAGCCCAAUGAUUGGCCAAUCCUCGGAUAAGUCAUCCUCACCAGGCCAAGGGUGGGACUCUACUUUGAGCCGAAUGAUUGGCCAGCUCUCAGGUCAAUCAACCUCACUGGACCAAGGGUGGAAUUCGACUUUGAGCAGAAUGAUUGGCGGGCUCUCCAAUCAGUCAACCUCUGUGAGCCAGCUGAUUGGUCAGAUGCGGCUGGACCAGUCAUCCCACUGGCUGGAUGAAGGCCAGGAUGAGAGCCGGAUGAUGGGGCCUCUGGUUGGAGAGCUGGAUGAGUCCUCUGCCCAAUGGAGUGGGAGCUCAGGUAACAGAGUCAAUGAAUAUGGAUGGAAUUUUACUGUGUGUUUGUUAUUGCAUGUCUUAUUUCAGUGUGCAAGAGCAUAUUUCUUGCUAAUGCUCUACUGAACCCCCUACCCCCCUACAUUAGGAGCUGAUGGGUCUAACCUCAGCCACACUACCAGAGCCUGCAGUACUCUGGCACCAGCUCCCAGGAAGCAGACAGGACUGGGGGUGAGUCUAUUAGGGAUGUUUUCUAACGAUGAAUCAGGAUUUCCUGAUAUUCUUUUUGACUAUAUCCUCCAUUUCCUGCAGCAUUCACCCUGACCCACCUGCUAACUACAAUUCCCCUUUCCCUCAUUUGUUGUGACGGUAUGGAUGAGGUACUAGCUUCUGACUGUUAAUAAUCUUUUCACUCUGUUCUGUCUCUCAGUGGAUCCUGCCUCUGACUCCUUCCACCCCCCCCCUGGCUGAGGUCACGCACAACGAGACAGCCGAACACACUAUGACCUUUCACCUUCCAGAAGAGGAAGAAAGUGACCAUGAAGCACCUGCAGGGGACCUUGAGCUCUCUGCAUGCUCAGAGGGGUUUGAGGAUGACACAGACCCCUCCGUCGCCCCUGAGCGCCGGAGGGGAGGAGCCACCUCAGACCUCGCCCGCCCUCCAGGACUCCUUGUACCAGUUGACCACGUCCCAGAGCCUCCCCCAUAA